Suillus clintonianus is the source of this 442-nucleotide messenger RNA. RefSeq lists its product as uncharacterized. NCBI's taxonomy places the organism in Eukaryota, Fungi, Basidiomycota, Agaricomycetes, Boletales, Suillaceae. The transcript is spliced from 2 exons. The coding region runs from base 1 to 417 and encodes 138 amino acids. The record is from RefSeq and is a predicted model, not a curated record.
AUGUCCUCACCACCAGACCUACCAAAAUUCGUCGUAUGGGCACCUGACUACACCGACGAGGGUGUCCUCCAACGGCGACAAGCAUUGAGACCUUCCCACCGCGAGAAGGCCUUGAAACUCAUCAGUCAAGGCAUCUUACGGGUCGCGGGAGGCUGCACGACGCUCGAAUCCAUCCACGCAACUGCAGAAGAUAAGAAGUUUGUUGGGUCAUGCUUGAUAUUUGAAGGGGAGAACAUUGAUGUCGUGCGCAAGCUCGUAGAAGAGGAUAUGUUUUACAAGGGUGAUGUGGUAUGUGUCUUGGCUGCUAUGAUGGACAUUGAUACUGUGACGCUAACUGGGAGUGUGCAGUGGGAUAAAGAGAAACUUGUUAUUCUCCCGAUCGCAUUGGCAACGAGCCUUCCGCCCGUCCCUUCUUGACACUUGCGUACAAUGUAGAUACUGU